AUGCUGCAACUCUCAUCGAAGCUACCUUUGAUGGAGGCUGCUGCAACUCCAGGUGGUGUCCCAUUUGCCUUUGCAAGCGGGCUUGCGGUGCACAACAACACUGUUGUAAUCACAUAUGGGGCUGGACACCGUGACGUCCGAGCAUUGGUGAUGACUCUCGACAGGCUGGACGAGAUGUUCGCAUGCUCCGUCUAUGUGAAUGAGUGA
Messenger RNA from Symbiodinium necroappetens, 207 nucleotides. The record is from the annotation of a GenBank genome assembly. Lineage: Eukaryota; Dinophyceae; Suessiales; Symbiodiniaceae.